Messenger RNA from Symbiodinium necroappetens, 518 nucleotides. The record is from the annotation of a GenBank genome assembly. Lineage: Eukaryota; Dinophyceae; Suessiales; Symbiodiniaceae.
GACAAGUCGAUCUGGUCGUGCAGGCCAGCCACGGCUACCAAGCCCAGACAGCCCGAGACAACGGCCUCGAGGGGCACCUGGGGCGCAUUAGCCUCCGACCCUCGCGAGAGGCGCACUUCAACUUCAGCUUCCGAGCUGCCGGAGGCGGAGUCCGCACGCAGGUGCAAAGGUUCUUUUUCACCGUCUUUUUAACCUCUUCCGGAGAACGGGUCCGUGUCUCCAACUUCUCCCGGCUUUGCUGGGAUAUAGAUGCGAAGUUCGAGCGCCACAGGCGUCACAGCGGACAAGACGUCCUGCUCCUGGCACCUCCAAGAAUGGAGGCGCUGACGCCCAAAGAUCUCAGAGGUCUCGAGGAAAGGCGACAUGCAGCGACUUUUUUCUUCGAAUCUGCCGAAUCUUUCUCGGUGUCUGUCCUCACCAAAGGUGACGACCGGUCCAACGUGGACUUCUUUUUCUCGGGUCAGAACGUGGUAGACGACUUGUGCGAGGAUCCGUGCAAUUUCAGCAAGGGCCCGUAA